GCGAGUGGGGCAGGGGACGGAGAGCAAACAAAAUGCUAGCGGUGUCUGUGACUACCAAACAAGGGAUGAUAAUUGAUUAAUAACAUAUAAUCAUAUCAGAAAUGGGCACAGAGAGCGUGGAAGGAAUUGUCAUGUUGGAGCUCGCUGCGGAAGCCUUUCAAGCGAAAAACUUUCAGCUUGCUGCUGACAUCUACGAAUGCCAACUACAGAAUUUCGCCGACGUCGCUACCCAACAGGAGCUGUUAGUGAAGCGGGCUGAUGCUCUGGCAUUUGAUGGCAGGCUUAGUGAAGCUUUCGAAAUCUACCAGAGAGCUUCUAAACUCGAGAGGUUACGACCUGCACAGCUUGAAAAUCUGACAGAAUGUCUAACCAACAGCAUCCAAAGAAAAGAGGGGGUUGUCAGUCUAAAGAACCAACAGGAGUCAGGGACUACCGCAUGCGGCGGAUAUGAUGCUUUCACUUGCAGGAUAUGUUGGGGAUAUCUAUACGAGCCGGUUACAUUGCCUUGUGGACACUGCUUUUGCAGAAAGUGCCUGCCAAGGGAAAGUAUGCCAGUUUGCUGCAAGGAGUGCAAAGAUAGUUCGAAACUCACCGAUGUGCAGAAUUACAGGGUCAACGUGGUUCUCAGCAACUUGUUGUCCAAGUAUUUUUCAUCCGAGCUGCUUGCUGUUCAGCUGAGACAAGAGGGGAAUAGAUUAUAUGCAGAGAAGAAACUGGAGGCUGCUUUGGAGAAAUACAACGAAGCAAUACAAAUAGCUCCAAGGGACCAUGUGCUUUUCAGCAACCGAUCACAGAUAAACUCCAGUCUGAAAAGGUUUGAAGAUGCACUAGGUGAUGCAGAGAUGGCAUGCAAACUUCAGCCUCACUGGCUUAAGGGACAUUUAAGGAAAGCGCAAGCUCUUCUCUCACUGAGAAAAAUGGAGGAAGCUUUAACAGAGUACUUGCUCUGCAUCGCUCUAGAACCAGAAAGCAAAUUGGCAAAGUCAGAGGCUCAAAAGCUGCUGAGUGAUCUCUUCGCUCCAGUUCCCGAUGACGUCCAGGAGGGAAUACCAGACUGCGUUACUUUGCUGUCCUCGAGAGCCAGGAUAAAGGGAAAUGCAGUGACCUCAUCAGGCUCUUUUGAACAUACCAGCUCAAUAAGGCUGCACAAGGACUGCAACAAGAGCAAAGACAACACAAUCUUUCAAGAAGAGCUGAAGUUGCCACAGGUGCCGAGUUGCAUUGAAACAGUGGACGGCCUGGAUGUGAAGCCAGCCUGCUGCGAGGAGAGAAGUGUUUCCUCGGUGUGUCACCCCACUGUCAUCGACAGAAGCUACAUUCUCAAACGCAAGCACAGCACAGAGGAAGAGGAGGAGGAAGAUAAAAAAGCAUCAGGCACAGAACGGCCUUGCAAGCGCUCCAAAUCAGAAGGGAUGUUGAAAGAUGGGGCAGGAUCGAGGUUCGCCAUCGCCAGUGACCUUGACGCAGCUGACCUGGAGUGCUCUUUGUGUAUGAGGCUUUUCUAUGAACCGGUCACCACACCGUGUGGUCACACCUUCUGCCUGAAAUGUCUGGAGAGAAGUCUUGACCACAACUCCAAAUGCCCCUUGUGCAAGGAGGACCUCUCUGAGUACUUGGCUCAGAGGCGAUACUGUAAGACCUUCCUGAUGGAGGACCUAAUUGCCAUAUAUCUGCCUGAUGAGCUUGUUGACCGACAGAAAAUGAACGAGGAAGAAAUCGCUGAACUAUCCAAUCUGAACAAGAACGUGCCUAUAUUUGUUUGCACCAUGGCCUUCCCCACUGUCCCCUGCCCCCUUCACAUCUUUGAGCCCUGCUAUCGGCUCAUGAUCCGUCGGUGCAUGGAAACCGGAACCAAGCAGUUUGGAAUGUGCCUGAGCAAUUCCAUCAACGGGUUUGCUGAUUAUGGAUGCAUGCUGGAGAUCCGGAGCGUGGAGUUCUUCGCUGACGGCCGCUCUGUUGUGGACACCAUUGGAAAAAGAAGAUUCAGAGUUAUCCAGCACAGCCAGAGAGAUGGAUACAACACAGCAGACAUUGAAUACCUGGAAGAUGAGAAGGUGGAGGGAGAAAAGGAGGUAGAGUUAAGGACACUCCACGAUGCUGUGUACGAUCAAGCCGUAACCUGGGUCAAUUCACUGAAGCCUGAGCAGAGAGAACGGAUCGAGGGUCACUUUGGCCCCAUGCCUGAAAAGGAUCCAGAACCACAGGUCAGUCCCAACGGGCCUUCCUGGUGCUGGUGGCUCCUCGCAGUCCUGCCUCUGGAGGGCCGUGCCCAGCUCCCUUUUCUUGCCCUGACCUCCCUCAAAGAUCGGCUGGCAGGCAUCCGCAGGGUGCUCCUCUUCAUGUCCCGAAAUCGCUCCCGGUGAUCCACCUCACUCCUCCACUUCCUCACGUGUGUAUCUAUCGCCUUCAUUUUUCCACCCGACCAAAUUCAGUACAGCCUUCCAUACGGAAGUACUGCUGGCAGAUGGACUAUUAGAAUAAUAAAAUAGAGUUGCUGUACAACCCCAUUUGGAGUUGAUACAAGUUACUCUCACUGUGCUUUGCAACCAACGUGCUUUAAAAAUGGGUGAGCUCAACAGGCAAAGUUGCACAUUUUCAGCAGAGGUGAUUAAGUGACAACCAGUUCUAUUUAAACAUACUUCAAACCUUGGAACUCUGGGAAACAUGUCCCAUAAGCACCAUGGUGAAAGUCUGCCAAAAUUUCUUUCCUGUUAAACGCACCCAGGAUUUAAUGUGUAUUUAAUUUAAUUUUUAUUCAUGGUUUUUGUGUGUGCGUGUGUGUUUGUGUGUCACUGUUUACAUCACUUGGGAUUAAUGAUUAAUCAUGUGUUAUUCAGUUAAUGUUUGAAAGGGUUUGCGUUUGUCUCUGUUACACAUUGUAUGAUUUACAGCUCUUUGGCUGAAGCUUUCAUGCAGUAUUAUUUACAUUUUAAUAAACUGACAUAACCACCAAACAAUGCCCUUUGACUUUUCCCGGGUUGAUACAUGAAGUAAAUAUUCAAUAGAAUAUUUGAUGGGA
Messenger RNA from Megalops cyprinoides (Indo-Pacific tarpon), 3019 nucleotides. Its product is annotated as LON peptidase N-terminal domain and RING finger protein 3-like. NCBI's taxonomy places the organism in Eukaryota, Metazoa, Chordata, Actinopteri, Elopiformes, Megalopidae. The coding region runs from base 102 to 2363 and encodes 753 amino acids. Gene Ontology annotation, molecular function: protein binding. The record is from RefSeq and is a predicted model, not a curated record. The transcript is spliced from 12 exons.